Messenger RNA from Aspergillus homomorphus CBS 101889, 545 nucleotides. RefSeq names its product putative tubulin-specific chaperone Rbl2. Gene Ontology annotation, biological process: post-chaperonin tubulin folding pathway; tubulin complex assembly. Gene Ontology annotation, molecular function: beta-tubulin binding. The transcript has 4 exons. Gene Ontology annotation, cellular component: cytosol; microtubule cytoskeleton. The record is from RefSeq and is a predicted model, not a curated record. The coding region runs from base 90 to 446 and encodes 118 amino acids. Lineage: Eukaryota; Fungi; Ascomycota; Eurotiomycetes; Eurotiales; Aspergillaceae.
UCAAUCCAACGAUAGAAGCACCUUUAAUACUCAAUUACAAGGUCUAUCUUUCUUCCCAAACGUUUAUUCAAUCCAGAUCACCGAUCGCAAUGGCACCCCGCUCUCAACUAGAAAUCGCUACGGCAUCCGUCCAGCGCUUGGUCAAGGAAGAAGCGUCCUACCACCGCGAGCUACAGCAGCAAACGGAAAGGAUCAAAAAGCUCGAGUCCAACGAAGGUGGUGACGAUGAGAACAAAGAGUUUACUCUAAAGCAGGAGCGGCUUGCGCUUGAGGAGACCAGGAAGGUCCUUCCAACCCUGAAGCGGAAGAUUGAGGAUGCGAUUGCGAAGCUUGACCAGUUGCUGAUUGAGGAGGGCAAGAAGGGCUCCGAGAGCAAUGUCGAGCAGAUUACUGCAGCCAAGGAGGCUAUCUCCAAAGCCAGGACAGCCGAGCGAGAGAUCUCGUAAACUUGCUUGCUUUAUUACUGUCUAAGCAUCAAAAGCCGGAAUGGCAAUCGUUGUAGUCCUACUCCAGAAAAACUGAUGUAAAUGACAGCCACCGUGAAC